AUUUUUUUUUUUUUUGAUGUUAAUUGAAAAUUAAAAAACUAGUAAUACGCGUAGGAUGUUUGUUAUUCUUUUCUUUUUUCUUUCCCCUCUUUGAAAUCAAUCUUUAACUAAUUAAGCAGUAGAGUAUAUUAUGUAUAUACUGCUCAAAUGGGCUUCACAUAUUUGCUUUAGGAACGCAAAUUCUUGUUUUUUGAUUCGAUAUGUGGGUUCAAUUGCAAACUCUUUGUACAAUUGGAACUCAAAAAUUACUAAUUCUUUCAAGAAAGGUGAUGUUGAGGGGGCACGCAAGUUGUUUGAUGAAAUGCCUCAGAGGAAUGUAGUAACUUGGAACUGUAUGAUUUCUGGGUAUGUAACAAAUGGGAUGAUGUGUGAUGCUCAACAAGUGUUUGACACAAUGCCGAGUAGAAAUGUUGUUUCUUGGACAGCCUUGUUAAGUGGGUAUGCAAAGAAUGGGAAUUUACAAGUGGCACGGCGGAUGUUUGAUGGAAUGGAUGAUAAGAAUGUGGUUUGCUGGAAUUCAAUGAUCUCGGGGUACGUGAGCAAUGGGAGAAUAGAGGAAGGUAGAGCGUUGUUUGAUGCAAUGCGGAUUAAGAAUGAUGUAUCGUUUGGGGUUAUGAUUGAAGGAUACUUCAAGUAUGGGGAUGUGAGUGAAGCUGAGAGGUUGUUUAGUGAAGCACAAGUGAAAAGUGUGCCACUUUAUAAUGUUAUGUUAGCAGGUUAUGGUGUGAUGGGGCGGACUGAGGAUUCGUAUAAGUUAUUUAUGAGAAUGGCUAGGCGUGAUGUGGCAUCUUGGACUAGUAUGAUCACGUGUUUCUUAAGAGCCAGGGAGGUGGAGAAAGCGAGAAGGUUGUUUGAGGACAUGCCUGACAAGGAUGUUGUGGCUUGGACUGUAAUGAUUAAAGGGUAUUGUGAAAAUAAUAACGUGGAGGAGGCUGGAAAACUUUUUGCUGCAAUGCCUCAAAAGGAUAAUAUUGCAUGGAACUCAAUGCUAAGUGGUUAUCUGCAACAUGGAAGACUGAAAGAUGCUCUACACCUGUUUCAUACGAUGCCAUGGAGGAACACAGUAUCAUGGAAUUCGAUAUUGUGCGGUUUCAUCCAACAAGGCGAUAUAACUAGUGCUCGAGAGUUGUUUGAGCAGAUGCCUAGAAAAGAUGAAACCUCAUGGAACACUAUCAUUUCAGGAUAUCAAAAUGAGGAAGCUUUGGCUUUAUAUAUCCGGAUGUUGCAAAACAAUUACAAGCCAGAUCAGACCACAUUUUCCAAUGUGGUCUCGUUAUGUGGAGUUCUUGCUUUAUAUGGUUGGGGAAGAGCUUUGCAUGCCAGUGUAACUAAGAGUGGUUUUGAAAAUGAUACGAUGGUUAUGAGUGCAUUCAUAUCCAUGUACUCUAGGUGUGGAUUUAUAUAUGAAGCUUCCUCACUUUUCAGAAGUAUGAAAAAACGAGACACAAUAUCAUGGAAUGCCAUGAUUGUAGCACAAGCAUGUCAUGGUUCGGCUAAAGAAGCCCUCGAUCUUUUUCCUUCUAUGAUUCAAGCUGGAUAUGAACCAGACCAUGUAACUUUUCUUGGUGUCCUAACUGCUUGUGCUCAUUCUGGAUUAGUGGACGAGGGUUGGAGCUACUUUGUAUCAAUGGAGAGAAGGUGGAGUAUAACUCCAAAGGCUGAGCACUAUAACUGCAUGGUUGAUCUCCUUGGAAGAUCAGGGAUGCUAGCUGAAGCCUUCGAACUUAUCAAGCAAAUUCCUCUUGAUCCCCCUGCUCAUGCUCAGGAGACAUUACUUAGUUGUUGUAGAGUCCAUGAGAAUUUUGAUUUAAGUGAUCUUGUGGAACAGAAACUUCUAAGCCUUCAGCCUUCUAAUACAGGAAUAUGUGUACUUCUAUCAAAUAUGUAUUCUGCAAGAGGAAUGUGGAAAGAUGCAGCUCGAGUGAGAACACUACUUAAAAAGUAUGAUUUGAAGAAAGAAUUGGCGUGUAGCUGGAUUGAGAUAAAUGGUUGUAUUUCUCAGUUUGUUUCAAAUGACAGAUGCAAUCCUAGAGAAAUGGACAUAUACAAAGCAUUAGGAAGUCUUUCGGCAUUGAUUGAAGAUAGUGGCACAUUAGUUUAUCGGGGAUGUUAUUCAAAAUUCGGUUCUUCAGAAGAAAUUAAUGUUCGCUAACAUGUUUUUUCCCUUCAUUCCAGUCUAUAGAAGUUCCAGAGUAGAAUUUCUGGUUUCCUCUUGGUGAAUCUCUCUGGGAUUGGAAACUUACUCACUAAAAAACCAUUCAAGGUAUUGUGAAGUCUCAUCGAAAGAUGUUGCUUGAUAUCUCUGAUAGAUGCUAGCCCAGUAUGUGCUUCUAUGAGGACCUGCAACCUAAUGCUUGAUGAAAGUACACCUGUGAUAGACACACUUAGGGUGCAAUUAUUGGUGAUAGCUCCGCGUUUUGGAAGCUCUUGCAGACGAUAAAUUUCCCAAUGUUAGAGGAACUUUGGACUGGAUACUAGUAAGUUUUCACAUACAAGGAAAACAGGUUAACCAAAAAAAGUAAAGGAAAAGAAAAAAGAAAAGUAAAAAGAGAGAUCUUGAUUGCAUGAUCUCCAUUAGAGAAGGAGGAGGAGGUGGAGAAGGAAGAAUCUGAAUGAGAGAAAACUGACGACAAUGAAAGAAAAGUAGAGAACAUAUUAGAGUAAGGAAAAGGAAAAGAAAGUAGAGAAGAAAAGAAACAACGG
This is a messenger RNA of Solanum lycopersicum (tomato), 2703 nucleotides long. RefSeq names its product pentatricopeptide repeat-containing protein At4g02750-like. NCBI's taxonomy places the organism in Eukaryota, Viridiplantae, Streptophyta, Magnoliopsida, Solanales, Solanaceae. Gene Ontology annotation, molecular function: protein binding. The record is from RefSeq and is a predicted model, not a curated record.